CGCCGCCGCCCAUGCCCCGCCGCUGUGGCAGGGACCUCCCCUUUAACAGCGGCGGCUCCGCGCUCUGCUGCCCCCGCGGCGGCGGCUGCUGCUGCGGCUACUACUGCGGCUGUUACUGCGGCUUUUGCUGCCGCCGGCGCCCGGCCUCGGGCAGCUGCAUCCUCCGCCGGGCCGGGUCCCCGCCCCUGCGCCCCGCCCGGCCCCGCCAUGGUGUCCUGGAUCAUCUCCCGCCUGGUGGUGCUCAUCUUUGGCACCCUGUACCCAGCCUAUUCUUCCUACAAGGCCGUGAAGACAAAAAAUGUGAAGGAAUAUGUGAAAUGGAUGAUGUACUGGAUCGUCUUUGCCUUCUUCACCACAGCUGAGACACUUACGGAUAUCGUGCUCUCCUGGUUCCCCUUCUACUUUGAGCUCAAGAUUGCCUUCGUGAUAUGGCUGCUGUCCCCUUACACCAAGGGCUCCAGCGUGCUCUACCGCAAGUUCGUGCACCCGACACUGUCCAACAAGGAGAAGGAGAUUGACGAGUACAUCAUGCAGGCCCGAGACAAGAGCUAUGAGACCAUGAUGAGGGUAGGCAAGAGGGGCCUGAAUCUGGCCGCCAAUGCCGCAGUCACAGCUGCUGCCAAGGGCCAGGGGGUGCUGUCAGAGAAGCUCCGAAGUUUCAGCAUGCAGGACCUGACCCUGAUCCGGGACGAGGAUGCAUUGCCCCUGCAGGGGCCCGACAGCCGCCUCCGACACAGCCCUGGCAGCCUCCUGGACACCAUUGAGGACUUAGGAGAUGACCCUGCCCUGAGUUUGAGGUCUAGCAUGAACCAGGCAGACCCCCGGACAGAGACCUCUGAGGAUGACACAGGGGACAAGGCCCCCAAGAGAGUCAAAUCCAUCAAAAAAGUGCCCAAAGCUGAGCCACUGGCUUCCAAGACACUGAAGACCCGGCCCAAGAAGAAGGCCUCUGGUGCAGGUGACUCAGCUUGAGGUCUGCCAACCCCCUGCAGGCUGCAGAGCAAGGAGAAAGCCUCAACCCCAGCCCUUGCUCUACAACUGUGCCAGUGGCCCAGGUGUCUCAGGCCUGGGGGCCCCUUCGGAUACCCAUUUCUGGUGCCUGCCCCAGUGGCUGCUCCUCUGGAAAGGGCUUGGAAAAGAGGAGGGAGGCCUGCUGUGAGGGUUGAGGGUAGAGGCCAAACCAGGAACUGAGGACGGAGCCGCCCAA
Molecule: messenger RNA, 1207 nt
Organism: Trichechus manatus latirostris (Florida manatee)
Lineage: Eukaryota; Metazoa; Chordata; Mammalia; Sirenia; Trichechidae
Gene: REEP2
Product: receptor accessory protein 2
Exons: 8
Coding region: 208-972 (254 amino acids)
Cellular component (GO): endoplasmic reticulum membrane; cytoplasmic microtubule
Molecular function (GO): microtubule binding; taste receptor binding
Source: RefSeq, a predicted model, not a curated record